CACCAGCCAGACAAUAUCUACAAAUUGUCAAGUGUGAUCUCACAUCUGGGAGACAACAUGUAUACAGGCCACUACAUCAGUGAUGUUUUGGACAGCCGUGGCAGUGGGUGGCUCUGCCUGGAUGACGCACAUGUCUUGAGGACAGAUGAGGCCACUGUGCUGAAGGAGAUUGCACAGACUGCCUACAUCCUGUUCUAUGUCUGCAGUGGAGCAGGUGAAGGAGACCAGGCCCCUCACUACCAGGAGAAGGACCAGGAGAAACCAUCAUUAAACUCAGGUAGAGGCACAGCGCUCAGGGACCACCUGGAGUAGCACGUACCACACACCAAGAAACAUCAGAUUAAUCGAAUUAGGCUGCCCUACACCACCAUCAGACUGCCCUACUCCACCAUCAAGCUGCCCUAGACCACCAUCAGACUGCCCUACUCCACCAUCAAGCUGCCCUAUACCACCAUCAAGCUGCCCUACACCACCAUCAAGCUGCCCUACACCACCAUCAAGCUGCCCUAGACCAUCAUCAGACUGCCCUACUCCACCAUCAAGCUGCCCUAGACCCCCAUGAAGCUGCCCUACACCACCAUCAAGCUGCCCUACACCACCAUCAAGCUGCCCUAGACCACCAUCAAGCUGC
Messenger RNA from Oncorhynchus kisutch (coho salmon), 631 nucleotides. RefSeq names its product ubiquitin carboxyl-terminal hydrolase 37-like. The record is from RefSeq and is a predicted model, not a curated record. NCBI's taxonomy places the organism in Eukaryota, Metazoa, Chordata, Actinopteri, Salmoniformes, Salmonidae. Gene Ontology annotation, biological process: protein deubiquitination. The transcript has 3 exons. The coding region runs from base 58 to 312 and encodes 84 amino acids. Gene Ontology annotation, molecular function: cysteine-type deubiquitinase activity.